AUGUCCCAUAAUCCAGAGGAAGAGUACCCCAAUAACAUUGAUGAACAACUCUUGACUGCAGUUAAAGAUCAAGUUGGUAAUCAUCAAGAUUUAGAGGAUGCCCGGGUUAAAUUGGAAGAAAUUGCUUCUGCUGCUGCGUUGGCUGAAAAACAGGAACGAGAACAUCAUAAUCAGCAUCAACAACAACCUCAACCCCAUCACCAUCUUCAACAACAACAACAAACCCACCAGUUGAAUCAUCUUGAUGGUGGACAUCCAGCUGAUGCUCUUCAAUUGGAUCAACAAGUUCACCACCAUCAACAACACCAACAACAACAACAACAGCAGCAGGUCCACCACCACCAUCAACACCAACAGCAGCAGCAACAACAACAACAACAGCAACAACAUCAUCACCAUCAUCAACAACAACAUCAACAACAACAUCAACAACACCAAUUGAAUUAUAACCCCCAUGAUGAUUCAGAGUACAAUAUACAGAUUCCUGAUCCAAUCAUGGAUUCCAAACUGAAAAUUUACCCGGUUAGUGAAAAUACCAUCACUGCUGAAGGGAAUUUGAUUACCAGACCAUUCCCAGAACAAGUUUUUGAAAAUAGAGAAGAUUUAAAUGAAUUUAUUCAAGAAUUUGCCAGAGAUAAUGGGUUUGGUGUGGUUAUUGCUCAUUCCAAUAAAAAGGCAAUUUAUUAUACUUGUGAAUUAGGUGGUCGUUAUCGUCAUAAAAAAACUAAAAAGGAUUCAAAUGGUGAUAAUAAUGAUUCUGCUAGUCCUGUAAGCAAUUCAGGAGUUGAUAUUGGUAACGGUUAUAUACUAGAUCCAAAUACAAAAACUAAAAAAUUAAGAUGUCCAUUUUCAAUGACUGCUUCUUUUAAAAAAUCAACUUCAAUUUGGACAUUAAGAACUACUUGUAAUGAACAUAAUCAUCCUCAAUUAGAUCCUUUAUCAAAUCAUCCAAUGUUAAGAAAACGUUCGGAUGAAUUAAAUUUAUUAAUUCUUGAUUUAUAUAAAGUUGGUACUAAACCUUCUCAUAUUGAAAAAAAAAUCAAAGAACAAUAUCCUGAUGUAUUAAUAAAACGUGAAGAUAUUUAUAAUGAAAUAAGAGGUUAUAAGAGAAAAUUGAAAAAACAACAUAGAUUUGUUUCAAAUUCAAAUCCAAAUUCAAUUAAUUCUUCUAAAAAUUUUAAUUCAAGAAGAGUGGUUCAAGCUGCUCAAGCUGCUCAACAAUUAGUACCAAAUGUUUCUAAUUCGAAUUAUCAACAUAUGUUGGAAUCAAAUGGUGAUCAUGGUCAAGAUGAUUCUCAACAUCAUCAUAAUCAUGGUAUAACUGAAAGAGCUAUCGAAUUAGAAAUUGAACGUCAACAACAAGAAGCUGAAUUACAACGUCAAUUACAACAAGCUCAACAAGCCGAUUCUCAAAAUCAAUUAGAUGAACAACAAUUACAACAUUAUCAACAACAAUUAGAAAAUAUCGGAGAUGAUACUGAUAAUAAUGAUAACACUGCUGCCGCUGCAAUCGCUGCUGUUGCAGCAAGUGCCGGUCAAAAUCACGGCCAUAACACUCAUGACUUAUCAAUGGAAAAUAUCGAUAGUAGAUUAGUUGGUGAGUAG
Molecule: messenger RNA, 1605 nt
Organism: Hyphopichia burtonii NRRL Y-1933
Lineage: Eukaryota; Fungi; Ascomycota; Pichiomycetes; Serinales; Debaryomycetaceae
Exons: 1
Coding region: 1-1605 (534 amino acids)
Biological process (GO): endoplasmic reticulum to Golgi vesicle-mediated transport; transcytosis; membrane fusion
Cellular component (GO): Golgi stack; endoplasmic reticulum; ER to Golgi transport vesicle membrane
Molecular function (GO): DNA-binding transcription factor activity, RNA polymerase II-specific
Source: RefSeq, a predicted model, not a curated record